Indicator indicator is the source of this 603-nucleotide messenger RNA. It is a transcript of the gene TMEM154, whose product is annotated as transmembrane protein 154. Lineage: Eukaryota; Metazoa; Chordata; Aves; Piciformes; Indicatoridae. Bases 1 to 603 code for a protein of 200 amino acids. The record is from RefSeq and is a predicted model, not a curated record. The transcript has 6 exons.
AUGCGAAAGCCAGACCUCCUUGCCUUGCUUGCUGCCCUGUCGCUGGCUAGAGGAUCUGCUGGGAAUGGGUCUGAAAAUGAUGGUUCAGGAGAUGGAUUGCUGAUAUUACCCACCGUUGCAGUAACACCUCCUCCUGCUACACGUCCUUCAACCACGGGUGACCACGAGCCAGUACUUGUCACUGCAAGCACUGUUGAAAGCAGCUUCGAAACAAAAAGUACUCUGAGUACCGAAUUGGAUGUUGAGAACAAUCAGGACAGCCUAGAAGCAGCAGAACAAUCUAUCUUAAUAUACGUUGUCCCCCUUGUGCUGUUGGUCCUGCUGCUGAUGCUGAUCAUAUUUUUUGUAACGCACCAUAAAAGGAAAAAGUCUAAGCAAGAGGAGCUGGGAAGUGAAAAUGUGAAAAGUCCUAUUUUUGAAGAAGACACCCCCUCUGUUAUGGAGAUAGAAAUGGAAGAGCUUGAUAAAUGGAUGAACAGCAUGAACAAAAAUGCUGACUGUGAAUGUUUGCCUACUGUAAGAGAAGAAGAAAAGGAAUCAAUUGCCAACCCAAGGGCUUUGGCCAGAACUCCAAAAGCCCUCUUUAACUCCCGCUUUCUCUAA